Physella acuta is the source of this 1308-nucleotide messenger RNA. RefSeq lists its product as uncharacterized. Gene Ontology annotation, molecular function: protein kinase activity; ATP binding; protein binding. The record is from RefSeq and is a predicted model, not a curated record. NCBI's taxonomy places the organism in Eukaryota, Metazoa, Mollusca, Gastropoda, Physidae. Gene Ontology annotation, biological process: signal transduction; protein phosphorylation.
ACAGUGGUGCACCAGGUCGUAGAUGACCAGAAACUGCUCGAUACACAGUGUGCCGUCAAACAGCUGUGUUUGUCUGAUGACAUCAACGACGAUGAUACUGCAAGUUCGAUCCCAGAUGAAAUAAACGCAUUAAGUAAAGCCAAACAUCACAGAAUACUUGAGUACUUUGGAUACAGUAGGGCUGCUAAUGUCGUAUCGAUAUUUACUGCUUAUAUUGAAAAGGGUUCAUUGGCUAAAUACAUAAAGACUCAAAAAGACCGCCACCUCACUGAAAAGCAAACUUCUAAGUUCACAUUUCAAAUACUUGAAGGACUUGAAUAUCUACAUGAACAGAGAAUAAUACACAGAGACAUCAAAGGAUCAAACAUUUUAAUGCAAGAUGAAGACAACAUAAAAAUAUCAGAUUUUGGUGUAGCAAAAAUCCUCAACACACUUUCACGUGCAACUACCAAAGGGAAAGGAACAUUCAACUGGAUGGCUCCUGAAGCCAUUCGGCUUAAGCCACACAACAAUAAAGUUGAUAUUUGGAGUCUGGGGUGCACGGUGUAUCAAAUGUUUGUUGGGAAAAUUCCUUUCCACGAAGAGGAGGAUUACUCAAUUACAUUAAAAGCGAUUAAAAACGAAUUAGCUUUGACGCCACCAGAACAUUGUUCUAAACAUCUACGAAGAUUUCUGAAGCGUACAUGCGAUAAAGACCCUUCUAAAAGACCAAGUGCAACGGAAUUACUGAAGCAUAGUUUUUCAAAAGUUUUUCAAAGCUGCAACGUCACUAAUGAAGAUGACACCGAUUCUUCUGAAGAUGAACAAUCAAGUUCUGUUGAGUUUGCAAAAGAACCUAAACUUUCUUUUCCUGAACAACUUGCUCGAGCCCAACAGACGAUUAAUCUAGGCGUGCCAAUAACCAAUUGGCCAGCAAUGUUUCAGGGAGGGACCAGUCACAUUGACAAUGACAGAUAUUUAAGCAGUAAAAUCCCCGAAUACUAUGCCAUUCAGUAUGCAGCAACGAUCAGUGAAAACUGGGAGCAUCUUUUCCUUCAAUUAGAUUUCACCCCAGAGGAGACUGCGCAGGAACUGAGUGAUUGUUCAAAUGACGUCAAACAAACAAUCACCAAUCUCCUCGUCAAGUGGGUGAGUCGCGAGGGCGAAAAAGCGACACAUAAAAACCUAGAGGCUGCAAUGAAGAAAGCGGAGGAAUCGAAUCAACUUAAAGUCGAUUGGGGCGAAUUUUUAUACAUACUUCUUGAUUUUAAGGACAAUAAUAAGAAAGAAUUUAAUGCUAAAUUUAAUGCGUUUGUUUCAGGGAUGUAA